This is a messenger RNA of Pieris macdunnoughi, 450 nucleotides long. The record is from the annotation of a GenBank genome assembly. Lineage: Eukaryota; Metazoa; Arthropoda; Insecta; Lepidoptera; Pieridae.
AUGCAUGCAUUUUCAUUUGUAUGGCAAGAGUGGCAAGCCCAUGUGACAUCUACUCCAGCUGAGGUGGGUGGACCAGCACUACUGACUUGUGCUGCCCCCGUUUCUUUGAGAGACCAUGCCACCGUCGCCGCUUGGUACAGGGAUGAAAGCGUAGUAUCUGCUGGAGAUCAACUUACCGGCCCUACACUGGUUGUGGACGAAGGUUGGAAGCUAGUUGUACGUUCAGUACGAACAGAUGAUUCAAGGGCGCAUUACUCUUGUUCUGUCCUUGAUUCACUCACUGGAGAGCGACGGAGAAGUACACCGGUUAGCAUAGAUGUAUCUCCACUGAGUGUGCCGUCAGCGCCGCGAGCAAUAGUUCAUGGAAUAUGGGAAGCAAGCGCGCGCCGCGGCGCGGAUGUGUUGCUGCCUUGUCUUGUACACGCCAACCCUCCUGCUACCAUUACGUGA